GGGGGAGCGCCGCCUGGCCCGCCUCAAUAAAAGGCUCGUUCCAGCCGCUCGCCCGCCCGCCGCCCUCGUCUCCGCCUGCAGCAGCGCCAUGGCCGCGAGAACGGCGCUGAUCGUCCUGGCUCACGCCGAGCGCGCCUCCUUCAACCACGCCAUGAAGGAGGCGGCCGUGGAGGCGCUGCGCGCCAGUGGCUGGACCGUGGCCGUCUCCGACCUGUACGCCAUGAAGUUCAACCCGGUGCUUUCGCGGGACGACGUUACCGGCGGCGCCCAGGACCCGCAGCACUUCAGCUACCCGGCCGAGACGCGCCGGGCGUGGGAGGAGGGCCGCCUGAGCAGCGACAUCGUGGCCGAGCACCGCAAGCUGGAGGCGGCCGACCUGGUCAUCUUCCAGUUCCCCCUGCAGUGGUUCGGGGUGCCGGCCAUCCUGAAGGGGUGGUAUGACCGCGUCCUCACGCCGGGCUUUGCCUACUCCUACGCGGGCAUGUAUGAACGGGGGCCCUUCCAGAAAAAGAAGGCCCUGCUGUCUUUCACCACCGGGGCGCAGGGCUCCGCCUACACGCCCCACGGCAUCAACGGAGACAUCAACGUCGUUCUGUGGCCUUUGCAGAGCGGUACCCUGCACUUCUGUGGCUUCCAAAUCUUGGAGCCCCAGAUAGCUUUCGGUAUUGCCCACACACCAGCAGAGGUUCGGGCUCAAAUCCUGGAAGGGUGGAAGAAGAGACUGGCGACCAUCUGGGAUGAAGAGCCCCUUACGUUUGCCGUAACUGACAGCUUUGACCAGAGCUUUGCUGGCGGGUUUGUCCUGAAGAAAGAGGUCGAAGAACAGCUGGAAGAUCAGAAGUAUGGGCUGACAGUUGGUCAGCAUCUGGGGAAGCCACUCCCACCUGAUGGCCAGAUCAAAGCCCAGAAGAAAUAGCCACACCUGGGGAGCAUUGGUGGGGGAGGGCUAGCAGCCCCGUGCCUUUUCUGGGUUGCUUAGCAUUAUCUAGCAGGGUAGAAAGCAGGUUCUCCCCCUCUCCUGGUAUUAUUCUAGGCAUGUGCUUUCGUUAAACAGCUGUGAGGGGAAUCAGGCAACAGAGGGAGGGCAGGCAGGAAAGGCAGGGGAGGGGUCUUUCCCCAGGGUCUUCGCUGUACCUGGCCUUAGGAUGUAGCUGCUUCUCUACUAACGAACAUACCAAUUGUCAUUCCAACCAAGCCUGAGCACCCGUUUCUAGCAUUUAACACACUUUUCCAGGUGGGAAGAACAGGGGCAGAAAGCUAAUUUUCUAGAGGUUGCCUCCUUUUGUGGGCGGGGCUUCUCUUCCAGCAGACUGUUUAUGUGUAAACCUGAGUCUUCAAAUAAAGAGGAUUUUUUAACCACUGCAA
This is a messenger RNA of Eublepharis macularius, 1365 nucleotides long. It is a transcript of the gene NQO1, whose product is annotated as NAD(P)H quinone dehydrogenase 1. The record is from RefSeq and is a predicted model, not a curated record. Bases 89 to 916 code for a protein of 275 amino acids. Gene Ontology annotation, cellular component: cytosol. The transcript has 6 exons. Lineage: Eukaryota; Metazoa; Chordata; Lepidosauria; Squamata; Eublepharidae. Gene Ontology annotation, molecular function: NAD(P)H dehydrogenase (quinone) activity.